This is a messenger RNA of Pediculus humanus corporis (human body louse), 378 nucleotides long. RefSeq lists its product as uncharacterized. Gene Ontology annotation, molecular function: metal ion binding. The transcript has 3 exons. Bases 1 to 378 code for a protein of 125 amino acids. The record is from RefSeq and is a predicted model, not a curated record. Lineage: Eukaryota; Metazoa; Arthropoda; Insecta; Psocodea; Pediculidae.
AUGCAAUUACAUUAUACAACGACGGCCAACGUAGUGAGUGCCGAAGUGAGCGCCGUCUCACAAACCCCGGUUAUAUUAUUUCCUGUGGGAGCCACGCCUCCUCCCCUACCUCCUCCCAUUGAAGAGCCAGCCAUGGCGAUGGUCAAUAUGAACAAUCUUAUUAAUGGAAAAGACCCUAGAUGGUUGCAAUUGGAAGUAUGCAGAGAGUUCCAAAGGAACAAAUGCACAAGAUCGGAUACGGAGUGCAAAUUUGCUCAUCCGCCCGCGAACCUGGAGGUUCAAAAUGGAAAAGUUAUGGCUUGUUACGACAGCAUAAAGCUGCAAAAGAGAAAGAAACCUCAAGGGGUUAGUAUGGUAGUAGUCGUGGUAGCAGUAUAG